CCCUAGCCAGCGCCCUCCUCCUCUUCCUCCUCCCCGCCGCACGACCCUCACGAGCCCCUUCCUCUCCUCUUCCUCUCGAUCUCUGCUUCCUCUCGGUCCUCGUCACAAUCGUUUACCGGCUCUUCUUCCUUUCCUGUUUCGUCUCUUCUUCUUCUUCUUCUUCUUCUUCUUCUUCUUCUUCUUCUUCUUCCUCGUUCGCAAUGUCGUCUGAUCGACGGGGAGCACAGACACGAAUCGUCAAGAUUUCCACGCACGUCGCGCCAACAUUGAGCUACAGGUUCGAUGUGUUCUUGAGCUUCCGAGGGCCCGACUGUCGCUACACAAUAGCGGAUGUCAUCUACGAAAGCUUAGUUGAAGCCAGAAUUAGAGUGUUCAGAGACAAAGAAGAGCUUCCCGUAGGCAGGAAAAUUGGACCAGAGCUCGAGCGCGCAAUCGACGGGUCAAGGAUCCACAUGCCCAUCUUCUCGAAAGACUACGCGUCCAGUCCGUGGUGCCUUCAGGAGCUCGCACGCAUGGUGAAGCGCCAGAGAGAAUCCGCGGGACACGAAAUCGUGCCCGUAUUCUACGGCGUGAGUCCUUCGGACGUCAGGCACAAAAGCGGUUCGUACGGCGAGGAACUGCUUUGGCACGGGGGGUUAUACGGCGAGGAAAGGGUGCGAGAGUGGGGGGAGGCUCUAACGGAGGCCGCAGGUUUUAAAGGAUGGGACGCAAGAAACAUGGGGCUAGGAAACCUUGCUAAAAUUCUUGUUCGAGAGCUUUCUAUUAAGCUGAAGAAGGGACAAAAGGUUCUUCCCGAUCAUUUAGUUGGAAUUGACGAUCUAAUCAAAGACGUGGUGCAGUGGUUGGACUGUUGUUCCCUGGAUGUGCGAUAUUGUUGUGCGUGGGAUAGUAGGCAUCGGCAAGGCAACUCUUGCCAAGGCAGUUGUUCAUAAGAUAGCUCAUAAGUAUGAUGCUUGCAGCUUCCUUUCAAACAUUCGAGAAAGAUCACAAACUGGUGACAUCGUAAAGUUGCAGAAACAGCUAUUAUCGGAUAUCUUGAAGAGCACCACAGACCUCCACAAUGUCAAUGACGGCCUCAACAUGAUAAACUCUAGAUUACGUGGAAAAAAGGUCCUCAUUCUUCUGGACGAUGUGGAUAAUGUCCAGCUCAGGGCACUGGCGAAAAUCCCUCACUGGUUCGGUUUAGGAAGCUGGAUUCUUAUGACAACCAGAGAUGUGAGUCUUCUGCCAGUGGAAGCAACGGCACGACAGGAUCUCCCAUUUAAGGGUUGUCUCUAUGAGAUGAGAGGCUUGAAUUUUGGCCAUGCUCUUCAACUUUUCAGUAAGCAUGCCUUCGGAGAAACCCUACCUCCGGAUGAUCGCGAAAAUCUUUCGAGGGAGAUAGUGGCCACCACUGGGGGAAAUCCUUUGGCUCUUGAAGUUUUAGGUUCUUUCCUCCGUACCACAAGGGUCAGGACAUGGGUAGCAACAUUGGAACGUUUAAGGAGAUCACCUCAUGAGAGAGUCCAAGAGGAGGUGCUAAGUAUAAGUUAUGAGGCAAUCAGCUUUGAGCAGCGGCAAAUUUACUUAGACAUUGCUUGCUUUUUCAACGGUCAUGAGAGAAGAUUACCAGAAUAUAUGUGGAAAGAUUGUGGUUUUUUCCCUGAAAGCGGACUUCCUGCACUCACUGAUAUGUCUCUGUUGAAGAUAAACCAUGACAGAUUCUCGAUGCAUGAGCAGCUUGUAGCUUUUGGAAGGGAAAUUGUUCGAAAGGAGAAUCAUCUGAAUGCAGGAAACCGAAGCAGGUUGUGGGAAUCUGAGGAAUGCCUUUGCAUACUUCGUGAACCGGUUGAUUACCAGCGAACGAGAAAUGUCGAAUUGCUUAGGUUACAACUCCCUAGGGUACAGACGCUGAGAAGUCAAGAGUUUGCUGCUCUGCCAAAGCUAAGGUUUCUUCAUGUCGAAGGGGCAAAGUUCACUGGCGAUUAUAAAAUGUUUUCAGAAAACUGAGAUGGCUAUCUUGGGAUCGUUGUCCUGCAGACUUUGAGGCGAUCAAUUUCUCUCCAAGCAAUCUCGUCAUUCUCGAGCUUUCUAAUAGUAAACUUAGAAAUGAUUGGCCCGGAUGGCACCAAAUCAUGAAAUCAUCUAAGUUGAAAGUUGUGGAACUUCGAGAAUGCAGCCGCUUAACAAGAUUACCUGACCUCUCUGCCCUCUCGACAUUGGAAAGAUUGACUAUACGUAAUUGCCAGAGCUUGAUUGAUAUUGGUGGAUCAAUUGGUAAGCAAGUACAACUGAAAUACUUGGAAAUUGAUGGGUGCAAAUAUCUGAGAGAGUUGCUGGAAGCGGUUGGCUGUUCAAAGGCUUUGAAAGAGAUGAUUGUGAGAGGGACGAUGCUUGGUCCUGUUGGUUCGUAUCUUCCCAAGUCAAUUGGCAAUUUACAGUCUUUGACAAGGCUAGAGAUGGAAAGGGUUAAAAUUAGCGAGCUUCCACACUCGAUUGGAGAGCUAAAGGAUCUUGAGUGCUUGUGUUUGUCCAGAUGUGAUGAGCUAAGAAAGCUUCCAGACUCAAUUGGGGGAUUGGUAUCACUACUUGAGUUGGAUCUGUCUUGCACAAAGGUAACAGAAUUACCUGAUUCGAUUGGAAGCCUGAGGAAGUUGAAAGUGAUAAGGAUAGAUCAUAGCGAUAUAAGGAGGAUCCCAAAGACUAUAGGCAUGGUGGAGAAGCUUGAAGAAUUUCAUGCAGGAAACUGUGCGAAUUUAGAGGGAGAUAUUCCUAGUGAAAUUGGGAGGCUAUCCUUUCUGAAAAUCCUGGACUUUUCUCAAACUCACAUUCGAUCUCUGCCAACGACAAUCAACCAGCUUUCUCAUCUCGAGGAACUUCAUUUGGAAAGUUGCCAUGAGCUUGAACAAAUCCCAGAGCCUUCUGCCAGUUUGAUUAAACUGUAUGUUAAGUCUUUCCCAUUAAAAACAGUCCCAAACCUCUCAAACUUGACCAAUUUAGUUGAUCUAACUGUAUCAGACUGCUUUGAGGAAUCUCUUUCUAACCCAGGGACUGCCGGUUUUAUCCAAACUCCAAACCUGAAGUGGGUUGGGAGGUUGCAUAGACUGAGGAAGCUGAAACUGGUCCAUAAAGACAUCACUGCUGUGCCAAGUGAGUUUAAUUCCCUUCCUGGCCUGGAGCAACUCGUUCUGUCUUGUUUUGACCUGCAAUCACUCAUUUCAACACUUCCUCCCACACUGUACAUGUUGAAGCUCAUAAACUUCAGCUCAUUUGAGUCAUCGCCCUGUUCUGACUUGAAAUAUUUGUCAAGUUUGGAGCUAUGUAAAUCGUGGCUGAUAGAAAUUCCGCUCAGUUGGUUUGGACAACUGGAGAAUCUGAUGGAAUUGACUGUGUCGAACUGUGCAAGUCUUGUGCAGUUAUCUAGUCUGUCAGGCUUGAAGAAGCUCAGAGUGUUGCGCUUGUUAAACUGCCCAAAGCUAGUUGAGAUCCAAGGUCUCGACGAACUGGAAUCACUGCAAAGUAUAAGGAUUGGCCAAUGCAGUUCCCUAUUGUGGUUGCCUCAUCUCUUGAAGUUAAAGAAAUUGGGGACCAUGGAAUUUAUAUCCUGCAGAUCAUUAGUGCGUUUGCCUCAUCUACCUGAGGUUGCUUUUGAUUGUCGUCUGGUAGUGGAUGGAUGCGAUGAGCUAGCUGACCAUGAUGGCCCUUUCCGGCUUUACAAAGACAAAAGGCAAUGUCCAAACCCCCCACGUGCCUAUAAGCCACAGGAUAAAGAACACUCGCCUUGCCUUGUUUGCACACAGUUUUCCGAGAAUGAAUUGCUUUGUCAGAGAGGAUUUUCUUGUACUCUUUUGUUUUUUUACCCUGGUUGUGCUCUUCUUUCUUCUCAGCUUUCCUGUUAGCAUACUCUGGAUUAACAGGGGAAGCUCAAGUGUGAAAAGACAUUGCAUAUGAUUAAGCAGUCUAGUAAUCUCUCUCUUCAGUCUUCAACUCA
Eucalyptus grandis is the source of this 3970-nucleotide messenger RNA. Its product is annotated as disease resistance protein RUN1-like. Gene Ontology annotation, molecular function: ADP binding. Gene Ontology annotation, biological process: defense response. The transcript is spliced from 4 exons. The record is from RefSeq and is a predicted model, not a curated record. NCBI's taxonomy places the organism in Eukaryota, Viridiplantae, Streptophyta, Magnoliopsida, Myrtales, Myrtaceae. The coding region runs from base 862 to 1989 and encodes 375 amino acids.